AUGGUCGAGACGAAGAGGUUUGAGGAGAAUACUGGCGCAGGUAUUGAGGAGUUGGAUGGGCCCCAGAAUCUCUACGAUUUACUUGAAGAGAAAUGUCCGUGCUAUCAUCGUCUAGAUAUCCUCCUGGGACAGAAGGCAAAUGUCACCUCAAUGUAUGAAUUCGAUCACUCGAUGCCUUCUCAAGAGCUUCCACAACAUCUCCCGAAUGACGAAGAAGACGAUGGAGCAGUGGGGAAUGAUGAUCUGGAAGACGAACACGCCGAAAAUCAUAUGGACUCUUCUCCUGAAAUCUUUUACUCCGGGUGGGACCCUAGACAAUCAACGGCUUCGGCUGACGAGCUCCCUGACUCGCUGUCUCUACCAAACAGUACUCCGACUCCUCAAAGUAUGAAUUUUCCCAGUCUGAGCUCCCUUGAUCUUGCGGGCUAUCGUCCGGCGCAAGCACACUCUCAAGCACCAGCUGCCAAUUUACACAACAGUCAAACACGAGCUGGCAGUACAUCAGGCCAAUCGAGGCCUCAAGCCACCCCAACUCCGUCCGAACGAGGUAGAAACUCAAGUCGCGGCCGUGGCCGGCCAACCCCUAUUGGAAAAACUGGUUCGAUGGCCAAUGCACAGUCAGCUCCUCCUCAAGUAGCACCGAAGGCAACCUUAGCAGCGGCUUUCAGCAACUCUACCGACACUUGA
Puccinia graminis f. sp. tritici CRL 75-36-700-3 is the source of this 687-nucleotide messenger RNA. RefSeq lists its product as uncharacterized. The transcript has a single exon. NCBI's taxonomy places the organism in Eukaryota, Fungi, Basidiomycota, Pucciniomycetes, Pucciniales, Pucciniaceae. The coding region runs from base 1 to 687 and encodes 228 amino acids. The record is from RefSeq and is a predicted model, not a curated record.